This is a messenger RNA of Mobula hypostoma (lesser devil ray), 1308 nucleotides long. RefSeq lists its product as uncharacterized. Gene Ontology annotation, molecular function: single-stranded RNA binding. Gene Ontology annotation, cellular component: ribonucleoprotein complex. Gene Ontology annotation, biological process: retrotransposition. The record is from RefSeq and is a predicted model, not a curated record. The coding region runs from base 242 to 880 and encodes 212 amino acids. The transcript has 3 exons. Lineage: Eukaryota; Metazoa; Chordata; Chondrichthyes; Myliobatiformes; Myliobatidae.
GGCAGCUUAAAUCAACAGCUCCUCCGGAAAAACGCAUAUUUUGCCCAGUUAAUCCAUCAAGUAUAAGAUCUUUCAAAAAUAUCUGAAUUGAUAAGGGGGGCAAGAAUGGGGAGAAAGAGUCGAGAUUAAAAAAAGGAUCACUGCGGAGCCUAUAGAAGAGAGAGGUGCAGCGCGUGGCUCUCCUACGUGUGCGCGCAGCGGCGAAGCUGACGAUGGGCCUUGUGCAGGCCAAGCGGCAAAUAUGAUAAGGAUUCUGGAAGAGAUAAGGGAAGUCCAAAAAGAUAUAAAGCAGCAACAAAAUAAUAUAAAGUCAGAGCUCGUCAACGUCAAUCAGAAAAUAGCUGUGGUAGAGACUCGAAUUGAGAAGGUGGAUGAUCGCGUGCAAAACGUGGAACAAAUACUAAGUAAAAUGAUAAAAAUAUUAACUCAAAAGGAAAGUAAAUUGCUUGACCAGGACGGAAGAUCGCGACAGGAAAAUAUCAGGAUUUAUAAUGUUCCCAAAGGAGCAGAGGGAUUGUCAAUGAUGGACUUUGUAGACAAGCUGCUGUGGGAAGCGCUGGAGAUUCCCCCAACUAUGGAGAUUGAAAUUGAGAGGGCACAUCGUUCACUCGUCCCACGGCCCUCCGGAGAUGGAGAAAGUAAACCGCGCUCGAUAGUACUUAAAUUCCUUAGAUUCAAGAGCAAGGUGGAGAUUCUACGAAGGGCCUGGGGACAUAGAAGAGGAGUUGCUAUUCUCAUCUCAAGCAAGCUAAAUUUUGAAAAAGUAUUCGAAAUGGGAGAUAAGGAGGGCAGAUAUAUUCUGGAAUGCCCGUUAUCAAAGACUACUGGAGUAGGAUACAUAAUGCCCUACAAGACAUCUUUAAAUAUGAAAUACCCUUAGAGAGUAAGACCAUAUAUUUUGGGUAUAUACCUCAAGAAUGGUUGAAAAGAGAUAAAUAUUUAAUGAAAGUACUGCUGGUGGCUGGUAAAAAGACCCUUACCAGGAAAUGGUUAUCACAGGAGAGCCCAACUUUAAACGUAUGGAUGGAAAUUACAAUGGACAUUUACAAAAUGGAGCAGAUAACAGCAUCUGUUAAUCAUAAGUUAGAACAAUUUUAUUCAUACUGGAAAAAAUGGUUUAACUACAUAACACCUCAUAGGCCUGAUUUUAUUCUCACAAAUCAAUGAAUAUGUUGUAAAAAGAAGAUCACUCCCUAUUCUGUACAUAGUUUUCUUCUUUCGAUUGUUUUUUCUUUCCUCCCCUUUCUAUAAGUGUAUACCUCAGAUAAAUAUUAUGUGGAGAUUUGUGACAAAUAUGAUUAUAUGAUA